AGUCAUAACAUCAACAAACCGACAUGAAUCAUCAAUUGCUAUCGCUAGUCGGGUGAAUAUUAUUAAUAAAAUUUCUCUUCAUUUUCUUCCCAUAAUAUGAAUUAAUCAGUCGUGAUGGAGACGGUUGUUUCUUCAAGCCAUCUGUACGCAACGCAGAUCAAGGAGUACGGUCAUUUCCUGAAAGAUUAUGACCAAAAGCUAGCCCAGCUCCACAUAUCUGCCCUUUCGAACGGACCCGUACCCAGCAUCGUGCGAUUGGACUAUGCGUGCAAUAAUGAGCGGCUACCGCCCGCUCGCAUGAUAGAGACCAACAGCAUCAACAGUGGCAAAUCGAACAGCGCCAUACCCGGCACUAGCACCCUACCGCUGAACAAGCUGCUGUCCACCUUUGCGCAACUGUGCCGUGAGAUCGAUUGUCUGGAGCAGGAGAUACGAGCGCUGGUACGCACUAUUUACGAUCGCACCGAACCAUUCCGUGAUGUGGAGGAUACAGAUCGUCCGCCUCUGCUAUGGAUUGCUCAGAAUAUCGACCUGAUGGCAACGGUGCAGUGCCACUACGAACGUCUCCGAGAUGUCGGUGUUCUGCUGCUGCGUCAAAUCGGUGCCUUUUUGACGAGGAAGCAUCGUACGGUCGAGCGAAGCGCACGAAAAAGAAUGGUCUGGAUGGGAAGUCACCACCGUCGUUGGAUGUGGACAUAUUUGUGUACAUUCGUUCCUAAAUUCCAGUACCUUUUCGACUAUAUUGGAAAACUGUUACGCGUCGCCCUGGAACUCGAUCAUAUAAUAGGCAAGACUCACCUUAAAGCGCACUGGCGAUCGUUCUCUCAUAAGCUUCGCCAGCCGACUAAAAGCGCUCCGUCGAACAAGGCCGGCUUUCGCGAUCUUCUCUUCGUGUGCCAAGCGAUUGGCUUUUGGAUUGGGGAUGAGUCCAUGCCGGAAGUGACGGGCGAAAGGCGCCUUCUCGAGGCACUGUACAAGGUGAAAACGCGCUUCGAUCCGGUUUGCUCCGGGGAAGCCUUUAGCGAUCGGUUCAUGAAGUUUUUGAAGCGAAAGCUUACCAACCUUACGGCGAGUGCAAAGACGACACCAAACGGAGUAGAUUUUACACAAUCGAAGGAUGUUAUUGGCGUGAACGUGCUGCUCAAUUUCGCCCUCUAUCUCUUUCUGCCCAUCGAGCAGCGCAUGUUGAAGAAUCUUUUCGAGCUAAACCUGAAGUUCCCCCUGAUUCCGCUGGAGGACAAUUUCCCCUGGCAGCCGGACGAGUUCAUACAGGUGCAUGGACAUAAGCUGCUGCGGGAUUACGAUGCGAGUGCGGCUCCAAUUUCCGUCAGUACGCCGCUGUCUACGUCGUUCGAUUAUCAGAAGGCACGGGACGCGCAGCUGCAGGCGCUGGAAAAAUCGGCUACAGCUGCCGUUCUCUGUCUGCAUGCGGCCAGCUGGCUGGUGGAGGCCCAUGUACAGCUGCGCAACCGGCCAUCCGUGCCCGGGGCUUCUCAGGAUGAUGGCAAUUUUACGCUGGAAAAAUUGCGCAUCAAAUGUGGCCUGCUGCUGGAGGGUGUACGGCUCGUGCGCGAAAUGGAAUACGUGCUGGGAACACUGUACGCUCUGUACGGUCGACGGGCUACGGAGAGGACGGACCGAUUGAUACAGUACCGGCGCAUGGUGGUAGAGUUUUUGCUGUCCUCCACGCGCCGUUCCGUCACUGUGCCCUGCCUGCAGUUUAUCGUUCAGCAUCAGCAGCAUAAAAUCUACACCAUUGUUAAUAAUGCCAAGAAAAAAUUGCUCCGCGAAGCAAAGGAAUCCAAAUCCACCGCCAAUGGGUCGCUCUGGCUGGAGAAGAUUUCCACUAUCGAUGUGUUGGAAAAGUGCCUUCACGGUCCGGCCACACCGGAACGGGUGGGGUUGGCACAGCUGACCAUUGCUCUGUGCCACGGAAGUGCGUCCAACGGCGGACCUCCUCUGCUAGCUCUGACGGACGACGCGUACCGCAAGGUUGAGUCGCUGCUGAACCGCCUGGCCACCUUCAUCGACUGGGAGCGGGAGUGCAAUCGUCUCGACGUUGCCGGCAAAUAUACGCCCCUGCUGGGCCCGAGCGCCCGGCUGGAUGCACUCUCCGUGAGUGUCGUUCCCAUGAGCAACCGGAUCGAAGCAUUCAUACGAUGGGACUUUCACGGCAAGUGGCAUCAGAUCGAACCGUUCGAUCCGUUCCGCGACGGAUGCGACGCGGCAAUGGGUGAACAAAACCACACGCAGAAGCUGGUGUUUGCGUUUCUGCGCACGAAGCUCACGCAGGAGCCGGAUGGACGAUGGUUGUCCGCGCGGCAUUCGGUUGCGCAUCAUUUGAGCGAUGUGUUCUACACGCUUUCGACCAUCUCACCGUCCGAGUGGCGCAUCUAUCGCGAAAUGCGCUCCAUCGUGGACCGGAAGUACGGUAUACGGUUGGUGGAGGACCAGCUGCCACGGACGACGGCCGAGGAUAGGCGGGGCCCGCGUGGUCACGGACAGGACGACGAUGUGCUGGCGCUGAUGGAAGAUUUCGAAACGUUCAUCGGCUCGUACGGGUACGAUUUGCACGGCCAGCUGUUUAUUGAGCGUCAGCAAGCAGCGACAGCGGCAAGCGGCGGCAGCACCAGUGGUGGAGGUGUGCUCAAUGUGGUCAAAAUUGAACACAUUGCCAAUUCCAUCAAGCGCCACGGGCCGGGAAUUAUUAGCACAGUGGUAAACUAUGCAUUCCAGUUCCUGCGCCAGAAGCUGUUCACAUUUUCCCACUUCCUGUACGACGAGCAAAUACACUCCCGGCUGGCUGCGGAUGCGAAAAAGCUCGCCACUGACAGUAACGACUCAGCGGGAACUGGUGCAUCGUCCGGUGUGAAUGCGGCGAAUUAUACGUACGACCGGGCGCUCGCGUUCAACCGACGCAUCCGCAACCUUGGCCUGUCGGACGACGGUGAAACGUACGUCGAUCUGUUCCGCAAACUGAUCUGUCAAAUUGGCAAUGCGAUGGCAUUCAUACGGAUGCUGCAUGCCGGUGCGCUGCACGAGUGCACCGGUGCUGCCGAAUUCGUCUCGAAUCCUCCAACGGCAGCGGAAGCGUCAGAGCACGAUCAGGCACCAUCAAGCGAACCGACCGUUCAGUCGAACCCGGACAAUCAGUCGGCCGUUAACAUAUGGCGUCAAGAUAUGGCCACCGUUCGGACAAGCUGGCGGCUGGAGAAUGAAUUUUUCCGCCUGCUGCUGAAUGCGUUCGACGGGUUGCGGCGCCGGCGGCCGACCCAUGCGGAUGGCGACAGCUCUGCACCGGCGGACAGCUUUGCGCAUUUAGAGCUGUUCUAUCUGAUCAUACCGCCGCUCACGAUCAGCUACGUCGAGGCGAUGCUGAAGGCAAAGGAAACGAUCGCCAAAAAAGAUCGGCACGGAACGUUUCUGCCAACGGACGAUGGUUUCGUGAUGGGGCUUUCCUAUUUGCUGACGCUGCUCAACCAAACGGCAGCGUUCAAUUCGCUGCACUGGUUCAAGGAGGUACACACCAAAUAUGCCCGUGAAAUGGGCAAACUAAAUCAGCAGACGGCCGGUGGGACCUCCAAUCCGCUGCAGCAAUCCUCCACGAUGGAACCGUCGGACGAAAAGAUGCUGCCAACGGUAUCGCUCACACGCAAACGGCUGAACGCGAUGCAGCAUGAGUUUGAGCUGUUGCAAUACAAUUUAUCCAGCUCGAAGAUAUUUUUCAAAUAGAUCUGUUCGACCUUGAAGGAUCCUUACACCAACAUAUGUAUGUUACACAUUCCUUACGAUGUUUUUUGUUAUAUGCUGGGCAAGAUUUGUACCUCUCUCAAGCGAAUUUUAUGGAUGUUAUUGUGCGAAAAGAAUAGUAUAUCAAAUCAGUAGAAGCGUCAAAUAUAUUUAAGAAAAAAAAAGCUUAUCUAUCGCACUAUUGUAGAAUCUAUUAAUCGUA
Anopheles arabiensis is the source of this 3952-nucleotide messenger RNA. It is a transcript of the gene SWIP, whose product is annotated as WASH complex subunit 4. The transcript has 8 exons. Gene Ontology annotation, cellular component: endosome; WASH complex. NCBI's taxonomy places the organism in Eukaryota, Metazoa, Arthropoda, Insecta, Diptera, Culicidae. The record is from RefSeq and is a predicted model, not a curated record. The coding region runs from base 115 to 3732 and encodes 1205 amino acids. Gene Ontology annotation, biological process: endosome organization; endosomal transport.